Molecule: messenger RNA, 1898 nt
Organism: Lytechinus variegatus (green sea urchin)
Lineage: Eukaryota; Metazoa; Echinodermata; Echinoidea; Temnopleuroida; Toxopneustidae
Gene: selenof
Product: selenoprotein F-like
Exons: 6
Cellular component (GO): endoplasmic reticulum lumen
Molecular function (GO): oxidoreductase activity
Source: RefSeq, a predicted model, not a curated record
UUCGUAUCGCGAUGUGGAUUCGCUCUCGCACUGCUGACGUGUGAAAAUUUUUCGAUUUUCUUGGAACAGACAUUUUGGUGUUGGUCCUGAGAGAGUGUCCUAGACCUAGAGGAGGGACCUCUCUCUCACCACCAUCAUGGUGGACCUAUGGUAUCUCCUCGCACUCUUCCUGGUUCUCAUUGUACAGGUAACCAGGAGUAUGGGGAGCCUAGAGAAGCUAUCGUCAGAGCUAUGCCUAACCAAAGGGUUCUCUUCCAAUCUGUUAUGUAGUGCCUGUGGUAAUUUAGGUGAAUUUAAACUGAAUGAGCUUGAGGGACCCUGUCGGCAAUGUUGCCAAGACGAUGCUGAAGAUGACUCCUUUGCACCAUUCCACCAUGCUCAUUUAGAAGUAUGUGGAUGAAAAUUGGGUCGGUUUCCACAGAUUCAAGCUUUUGUAAAGAGUGAGAGACCUAAAAAGUAUAACAACUUGAAAGUCAAGUAUCUGCGAGGUGCGGAUCCUGUCUUGAAGUUCUUGGAUGAGAAGAACAAGGUCAUCGAAACUCUAAGCAUUGAGAAGUGGAACACCGACUCAAUUGAUGAAUUCCUUAUGGAGAGGCUUAAACCUUAAACCUUCCAAAUAGAUGGUUAUAUAUAGGUCCUUAAAAUCCUUGAUGGGUUUGAGGCAAAAGUAAAAGAGAGAUGGAAUUUCAUUAAGACAUUGCUUAAUAAGAAUAAUUCUUGAAAUCACACUUAGGUAUUGCAAUGGAUAUUUGAGUGUUGUGCUCUCCACUCAUUACCAGUAUUACCAUUUUUUCAUAUUUCAUUGAACAAUUUGAGGAAUAAUGCCAACCAAAUAGCAUAAUGGUGCGUAGUAUGUUUAGACUUUCCAAUGUCGUCUUGUGUCAUGUAUAAAUAGCAAUGUCUUCAUGUUUUUCUGAUUUCUGUGAAGAUUUUUAGCCCGAGAUAUAGCUAUGCUUCAUUCAAUAUGAGGGGAACUUCCUUUCCCUUGCUAUAAUAGUCCCUAUUCAAAAUAAAAGAAUUGUAUCAGCUAUUGACUGGCCAGAGCAGAAAUACAUGUAUUCAAUUCUUGCAAAAGACAGUCUUUCAUGGAAAUUCAGUUUUCCUAGAGGAAUGAUCAUAAGAUGCAUUCUUGUUCACAAACCAGUGAUAUAUUUACCUCCUACAAUUUAAUACUCAGAUUUUAUUUGACCUUUGACCCUAUUAUUUAUUCUUAUAUAUGUAACCAAGUUCCUUGAAUGAAGGAUAGCUAUAGCAGAGUGCUAUGAGAUCAACCAUAGUCUAUGAAAACGGUUCAAUAAACCAAAUGGUGUGGACUGUUGGAUGCCAAUGUAUGGUUAGUCUCGUCUUCACACUCUCUUUAUAAUACAAAGAAAAUAUUGAUGGUGAAUCCAUUAUCAAUCAAAUGAUAAUACUGCACAUUCUUACUAUUGAGAUUAUUUUUGACAAUUUACCAAAUUUGUAUUAUUGUACAUGUUGUUGCCAGUUAUAUUUAUUAAACUCAUUUCAUUUGUUAAGGUUUCAAUACAAUUGUUAUUCCAUUACUUACUAGCAGAGGGUCCAAUUAAUGAAACUUGUUCAUCAGUGCUGGGUUAUAGGUGAAAAACUACUGAAAUCAUGACUUCUGAUUGAUUGAGAUGGUAUCAUUUGAAAUUGAGAUCAUGUAACAUGCAUUUGAGACUGGGCUUAGAAUUCAUCCUGUACAUCCAGGUCAUAACGUCAGUUUCUCUUCCAUGUAUAUAUCCUUUCACAAGUGAUAUUCCCAAGUCUGCAAUCAUUGUAAAAGUUGCAGUGGCCAAUCAGAAUCAUUGUUGCAUAUCCACAUUGUUCACAAAAGUCUGCAAUCAUUGUAAAAGAUGCAGUGGCCAAUCAGAAUCAUUGUUGCAUAUCCACACUGUUCA